AUGUUGUUCACGACACUAUGCACACUUGGCUUGGCAUUGAGUUCCAGUGCCAAGUACAUCGUACCCGGCGGAAGAUGGCUCGACACUGAGGGCAACUUUGUCAAUGCUCAUGCUGGCGAUAUCACAGUCGACCAAGACAGCGGCAAGUUCUACUGGUUUGGUGAGCACAAGACACAGGAGGAGCCAGAAGGUGGGGGCAUUUCAGUCUAUAGCUCAGAUGAUCUGGCAACGUGGGAGUAUCACGGUCUUGCCUUGGAACCAAUCGAAGGUCAUCCCUACAUCGGCCCAGAGCACAUCAUACAACGCCCGAAAGUGGUAUGGAGCGAGGAAGCUGACCAGUACCAUAUGUGGUGGCACGCCGACAACAGCUCAUACGGCUGGCUGCUGCAAGGCCUCGCAACAUCGGACAAUAUCGCAGGACCAUACUCAUUCGUCGAUGCCACUGCUCCGCUUGGAAACUGGUCGCAAGACUUCGGCAUCUUCACCGACUACAAAGAUGGCAAGACAUACGCCCUGUACUCCAACGGAGAUCGUGUCGAGGGCCGUGAUGUGUACUUGACGAGCUUCAACGACAACAUCACUGCAUUGGAUGAAGUGGUGUAUCGAUGGGACAAGUUUGACCUGGAGGCACCGACAAUCAUUCAGACUGAGAAAAGCUACUAUGCUCUGAUGAGCCACAAGACUGGCUACAGACCCAACAACGUCGUGGCAUUCCGAGCCGACUCACUUUCCGGACCCUGGUCACAGCCAUUCUUCGUCGCACCUCUGAACACCAGGACUUACAACUCGCAAUCCGGCUACUCGCUUGCCAUCAAUGGGACCAAGAAAACAACGUACCUCUACCUCGGGGACCAGUGGGACUCACGAUCUGUAUGGGAAAGUCGAUAUAUCUGGCUACCAAUGGAGAUCGACGACGACAAGAAGACACUGGAGCUCGCUUGGCACGACGUAUACGACCUAGACGUCAAGACUGGCGAGUACACACCCGUCAACGGCACAACAUACCUCGCCAAAGACGCCCAAGUCGCCGGCGACGCCUUCAAGCAGGAAGCAAACUUCGCCAGUGGCGGUGUCAUCGUCACCGGUAUCGACGGCAACGAAAGCACUGUCACUUUCGAAGGCAUCGAAGGUACCGGCAAGCCGCAGUGGGUGUCAUUCUACUACCAAAACACUGAUGACAUGGGAUAUGGUGAUCAGCCAGGUGGUUCGCCAGAUCGCAUUGGUGGGACGUGGAUUUUGAGACGGAUCAGCAGUGUUGUUGUCAAUGGUAAUGAGGCUGAGGUGCAUGAGUUGCGACAGCGGGAUACGCAUAAGAGUAUUAUUCUGUCGACGCCGCUGCAGUUGACGCUGGCUGAGGGGAGUAAUAAUACGAUUACGGUUGGAGGUUUGUCGAAUGGGAAUGGUACGAAGGGUGCUGAUUUGGAUCGAAUUGUGGUCUACCCGCCAGAGGCAUAG
Molecule: messenger RNA, 1455 nt
Organism: Fulvia fulva
Lineage: Eukaryota; Fungi; Ascomycota; Dothideomycetes; Mycosphaerellales; Mycosphaerellaceae
Exons: 2
Coding region: 1-1455 (484 amino acids)
Biological process (GO): carbohydrate metabolic process
Molecular function (GO): hydrolase activity, hydrolyzing O-glycosyl compounds
Source: RefSeq, a predicted model, not a curated record